This is a messenger RNA of Prunus avium (sweet cherry), 837 nucleotides long. Its product is annotated as transcription factor MYBS3-like. Gene Ontology annotation, molecular function: DNA binding; zinc ion binding. Lineage: Eukaryota; Viridiplantae; Streptophyta; Magnoliopsida; Rosales; Rosaceae. Gene Ontology annotation, biological process: response to gibberellin; response to ethylene. The record is from RefSeq and is a predicted model, not a curated record.
AUGGGCAGGAAAUGCUCACAAUGUGGGAACAUGGGUCACAAUUCAAGGACUUGCGGUGUCAGGCAGCGGCGGCAGAGAGGUGGAGGUGGUGGCCUUAGGCUCUUUGGGGUCCAAGUACUUGACCUAUCUUCUUCUUCUUCCUCAUCUAAUAAUUCUCUAAUUUCCAGGAAGAAGAAGAAUAUAAUAAUUAAGAGAUGUCCUCCGAGCAUGGUCCACUGCUUGUCAUCUGUCGCAGCUUCUUCUCCAACAACACCCUCCUCUUCUACAUCUUCACGCCUUCAAAGCAGCGCCUUGAUCGACGAAAAUUCUGAGAAAAUGUCAAAUGGCUAUCCCUCUGAUGGCCUCACAGCAUUACCCCAAGAAAAUAAUUACAAGGGUGUGGCUUGGAGUGAGGAAGAGCACCAAAUGUUUGUGAUGGGGCUAGAAAAGCUUGGUAAGGGCGACUGGAAGGGCAUCUCUCGGCAUUUUGUCACCACAAGGACUCCAACCCAAGUCGCCAGUCAUGCUCAGAAGUAUUUUCUCAGACUAAACACCCUCAACAACAAACGACGCCGUCCCAGCCUUCUUUAUGUUGGUAAAGAUGAACUCUCAGUUCAACUGAUGAACAAACCAAACAUUUUUAGACCUAAUAAUAUUGAAGCUUCGAGUGCUAUUAUUCCAUAUGGGUAUGGGUUUGACAGCAGUCAGCUCUCUUCUUCAUCGACUUUAGCAGCAGAGCCUGCAGCUCCUCUUCCAACUGCAGCAACUGAUUUAGAACUUAAGCUUGCAGCUCUGAUGCCGUUGGAUCAACAGACUAAACCCUGCCCUAGAGCCCUUCUAACUGCACCUAUAUGUUAA